Molecule: messenger RNA, 804 nt
Organism: Ustilago hordei
Lineage: Eukaryota; Fungi; Basidiomycota; Ustilaginomycetes; Ustilaginales; Ustilaginaceae
Exons: 1
Coding region: 1-804 (267 amino acids)
Biological process (GO): phosphorelay signal transduction system
Source: RefSeq, a predicted model, not a curated record
AUGUCAACAGCGAUCAUGUCGCAGUCCACAAUUGCAUACGAUCCAUACCUUGCGUCCUCUUCCUCAUCAUCUUACUCGUCAUCUUCUUGCUACUCUGGCUCUGCCUCGUCUUCGCCGGCCACGACACCACCACCACCACCAACAGCAGCAGCAGCAGCAGCCCUCCAAGCCGCAACAAGGAUGUGCACUACUACCACACCCGAGGAUUCUCUACCCUUUGUGGUGCUUGUUGUCGAUGACAACCCUAUCAACCGCAAAGUGCUUACUAUCCCACUUCGCAAGCAAGGCAUCCAAGUCGUCGAAGCAGAAAACGGUCUCGAAGCUGUCCAGCGCUACGCACAGAUCCGACCCGCACUCGUACUCAUGGACAUCUCUAUGCCUGUCAUGGAUGGAUUUGAAGCAACACGGCAGAUUCGAAUGCACGAAGCAGCACAGGCUUCCACACCACCCUCCCUCGAAACUUCUGGAGCGAUCGAUCAAGUGAUACAGAUGAUGUUGACGCAUCAAAGAGCGCGCAUCGUAGCAGCAACAACUCACUCUGCUGAUCGAGACUUUGAGGAAGGUAAACAGGCAGGCAUGGACGAUUGGUUGUUGAAACCUAUCCGACCGAGUGUGUUGGUGCAAGAUAUCUUGGAGUACAGGAGGAAUCACUUGCAGGAGUUUGCAGCUACCUUGGGUGCCCUUGGUGUGGCAGGCAUGGGUGUCAGUGCAGGAGAGACAGCAAUGGAAAUGGUCAUGGAGCAAGCGGCGACGCCCACUGCCACUACCAACGCAGGAGCGGCGGCAACCAGCCUUGUUGCCUAA